UUUGAAACGAAAAAAGAGAAAAUCUAGAGGAGGUGGGGGCUUGAAAGUGAAGAAGUCGCGAGUUCAUCCAUCUUCAUUCUCACCCAAUCAAGGAUGAGUUCAGACGCAGAGGGAUCAGGCAAUGAUGUACCGGUGCAUUACAUGACCGGGUUUGAGCUGGUGCAGCCUGUAGUCGAAUCCCCGAAGCAAGUGGGGGUGAGGGGAGGGCGUUCGGCGAGCAGCUACGAGUGGAGCUCGAGGGCCGGGCAUCAGGACAAGCAGACCGGGGACUACGCCCGUGCGACGACCAAGCAGACCUUCUCCAGCGGGGACACCUUCAAGGAGAGGUCCACAGGGAGGGUCGGAUACAAGGACGAGCACAAGGAGACGACCACCAUCAGGGUCGGGAACAAGGGUGGCUACUCUGAGUACCAGGUCCAGAGAGGCUCCGGACCGUCACGUACGGCGAGGGCAGCGGGCGCAAUGGCAAGGGUUAUAACAGCAACAGCCUGACCCAAAAGAAGUAUUGAGUAUUCACUGUAUCUGAGUAAGUACGAUGGAUCUGGCACCGAGCUAGGAGUUUCUUAUGACAUUUUCAUAGAAUAAUCGGAUGCUGUUCUCGUUUUCAUUUCGUGAGUUGUUUUGGAAUGGCUGGUUCAUGUUGAAUUU
Eucalyptus grandis is the source of this 648-nucleotide messenger RNA. RefSeq lists its product as uncharacterized. The record is from RefSeq and is a predicted model, not a curated record. The transcript is spliced from 2 exons. The coding region runs from base 94 to 492 and encodes 132 amino acids. NCBI's taxonomy places the organism in Eukaryota, Viridiplantae, Streptophyta, Magnoliopsida, Myrtales, Myrtaceae.